CAAAGUUCAGUCGCCGAGUAUGGAUGCCUCACAGCCGCUGGCCAAAGACAGCUCUCGCACGGUUGAACAACCGCCCAGAGUACAUAUACCUCAAUCUUCGCCUCCACUGCCUCUCGCCCCUCAUCUCAUCCCUCCUCCGGUCGACUUGAACAAUCAACAUCUGCCCACCACGACGUCCCCAAACCCCCCGCUUCCACCCCCUCCUGCCGUCAUGUCAGACGUCGCGCAGAGCCCCCGCAAGACCGUCUCCUCCGCCUCUGCAAACGCCCGCGCCCAACAGCAGCCGCAAAAGAAACCCGGAGCGCCGAAGCCAAAAGGCGCCGUCAGAGCAAAGUCUGGCUGCUAUACCUGCAGAAUUCGCCGGAAGGUACGCGUCGGGCGUUCCCCAGGGCGUUGACGCCCUCUCUGCCCCUCUCUUCGUCAUUUUAAAAGAGUUCACCGAUCGCUCACAUCGCGCGCCUCUAGAAAUGCGACGAACAACCCAACGAACAUGGCGCUUGCCAGACUUGUGUGCGCCUCCGUCUUCAAUGUCUCGGCUUCGGUGCUAAGCGGCCAGAUUGGAUGAGGGUCAGUCGACGCUUUGUGCCAUAUAGGCGCAGAAAAUUUUACUGAUGGUCUUGUGUUCAUAGGAGAACAACAGUGUUACGGAGUUGAGAGAGAAGAUCAAGACUUUCCUGGCCUCGCAGGGCAUGAUCAAAGGGCACUCUGGCUCGGGCCCACGGUCCCAGGAAGGCGAGCCGCAAAUCCUGACCCUCGUCGACAACCUCCAGCCCCAACCACCUUCAUCCCCCCCUACCCCCACACUUUCUUCGGGCUCGAACGACCAGCACCGUCAGCCGCAGGGUCCUGAGUCGUAUGUCCGCAACGCGUCCUACCAUCACCCGCCCCCUCCCUCGAUGCCGCAGGACCAGUCGCAUCAUCCAUACGCGCCGCCGCCGUCGCAGACCAGUAUGUACCCUCCUGUGUUUAUGUAUUCUACGCCCAGUAGUAAUUUCGUGCAGCCUGGUCCCAUAAUCUUCCAGAGCUGAAUGCCCCUAACCAUCCCCCUCACACUCAUGAUGCGUCUCUCGGCAGAGGUCCUCUCCUGCCCAACGACAUCUUGUAUAUGCCCUCCAACCCUAUUCCAAACCCUAAUAGUAUAGUGAACCCGAUGUCUUCUUCUGCACCUCCUCCCCCCUCGUCGUCUUGUAAGACUCCGUACCGCUAUUAGUGUAUUAUGAAUGUAUUAUGCUCAAUGCCCUCUUCGUUGGCAGGGCCGUCGUCGUAUAAUGGAUCGUUUGGCUCAAUAUCUUCUGCGUCCGCAAUGUCUGUCUCACCAACGUCUUUCACUCAAGUCCAACAGCAACCCAUGCAACAACCUGUGCAGCAGCCAAUGCAGCAACCUGCACAACACUCCAUGCAACAACAGUCCAUGCAGCAACCUAUGUCAUCCGCGCAACAGCCCGUACAGCCCGCUCUUGGGAGCAGUUUUGGUUCUUUGUAUACGGAGUCGAUCUACCAGACUGACGACGAUGCUCAGGACUCACCAAUCCAAGAUCCGAGCAACGCGCUGGCCCUCGCCUCAAGCAUUCGAACCUUUGACCCCUCGAUACCCUAUGAGCAGAAUGGCCUUGUACAGCACUACAUGUCCAACGUCCUGCCCAUCCAAUACCUCCUCUCGGACUCCUCAGUCAUCCGUAAUUUCAUCUACGACCUCAUCCGACAAAGCUCCUCUGCUCGGGAUGCGGCAUGUAUCCUGGCAGCUAUGCAUCGCGAUCGCAUGGGCAUGACUGUCACCAACACCGUGCCCGUGCCUCCACCGCAGUUCCUGAUACGCCGGCUGUUCGAGAGCUUGGCGGGCAAACAGCAGAUCAACGAAGGAGACGCCAUGGCUGGCCUGCAUGCUGUCUCGACCAUUCUCUUCAAUGGCGGCCGCGGGGCUUGGGAAGCUUUCCUCGCCGUGGCAAGCCAGUACGUCUACCAGGUGCUCAUGAAUCCGCGAUACCCUGGCCCCGAAGAGGUGCUUCGCAACUGCUCUGAGAGCACACGCUUCAUCGUGAAGACGACAAUGUGGUUCGACGUACUCGCUUCUGUGACUACGCAGCAGAUCCCCCGCUUCCUCAUGAUCUACCGCCAGCUCUUCGACCGCACCCGGCGCGCAUACAUCGAGGACGCGUCCCAUCCCGGCCCGCCCGAGCUCUCGAUGCUCCCCGUCAUGGGCUGCGAGAACAACAUCGUGCUCGCGAUCGCGGAGAUCUCGAACCUGGCGUGCUGGAAGGAGAGCCAGGUCACGCGACACUGCCUGAGCGUGCCCAAGCUCGUCGAGCGCGGCCUCGAGAUCGAGGCCAAGUACCUCACCCCGGGCGGCGCCUCGUCGCCGUCGCAGAUGCGCGUGAACGGCCUGCCGAACGGUGGGCCCUCUGCCGCGGCCGCGGCGAUGGCGAGCGCCGCGUACUUCGACCCGUCCGCGGCGGCCUACACGAACAGCGGGUACGCGUCGGGCUCAGCGUACGGCCCCGGCGCGGGCACGGCGCACGGCGCGCCAGAGGUGGAGCUGCGGCGGCGGCUGACGAACGACAUCUUCCGGGCGUCGGCGCGCGUGUACCUGCACACGGUGCUCUCGGGCGACUACCCGUCGUGCCCCGAGAUCGUCGCGGCGGUGACGGAGGUGAUCGAGUGCCUGCGGCGGGUGCCGCUCGACAAGGCCCUCGUCUCGCGGUCCGUGCUGCGGAGCGUCGUGUUCGGGAUCUGCAUCAGCGGCUGCCUGACCGACAGCCAGGACCAGCGGCGCUUCCUGAUGCACCUCCUCGACACCCAGCAGCGCGAGGCGGUCGGGAACGUCGCGGAGGUCAAGCGCCUCAUGCAGCACGUCUGGACGCGCAGGGACACCGAGGGCGGCAUCGGGCAGCCCGUGAACUGGCGGGACGUCAUGCGCGACUCGCAGCGCGAGCUCCUGCUCCUCGUUUGAGCCUUUUAUACCCCCCACGCACACACACCUUGCAGGGCGUCGGCGUGUCGUCCCCGGCUACUAUUUAACCUUUCGCCUUGGCGGUGCGUUGCCCCCACGCCGCCAGCCUCAAGCCCCCUGGCGGCCGCUCAUGAUGCCCUAGACCCACCGCCCACCCCACUGGCGCAGCAAAUUUUUUUUGACCGACGCUGACAGGUCCCUAGCGCUGUCAUGGAAAGAGAGCGCGCGCGGUCGAGAUAGAAACCUAGCGAACCUCAUAAAGAACGUCUAUGCAUACCCUCCAGUCUCUCGUCAUGUCUCCCCUGUCUGCUGCCCAUCUGCUCACAUCAUAAAACCUUUUAGGAACGAUAUGUUUUGCUUUCCCGCUUGCUUUGCUUUCCACGUCCAUUGAUACCUCCUUCAUCCCCCCUCUGCCAAAAAUACCACUCAGCAACGGUUGUACAUAAGCGCAAACUUCUCUCCGCCUUCUCGCCUCCCCGGUUCUAAUGCCUCUGUUGUACCUCUUCAUCAUCAUGGUAUCGCUGUCUAGUUGCUUCCGAUCGCUUCUACGUCGAGUUUGGAACUCUCUCUCACGUCCUGUGCUGUCUAGGAUCUUUUGAAUGUAAUCUUCACCGGGUCGUUGACCUCCUGGCUGCCGUGUCCGCUGCACGCUUCGCCGGUUCCCAGGUCUGUCAUCCUCGCCAACUCUGUUUCGCUCUCAGGGCCGUGUCUGAUUGAGCCCGCUCGCACCUGCCGUCGCCGGUGGCGAGCCUAGGAGGACGGCGGACGCAAGUUGGAUGAGCCGCGAUGGUGAAGCACCUCGGACUCGAGGACGCAGGAUCCUUCCGUGCGCACCAGUGGGCCGCCUCGAACCUUCCUAUCCCA
Phanerochaete carnosa HHB-10118-sp is the source of this 3811-nucleotide messenger RNA. RefSeq lists its product as uncharacterized. Gene Ontology annotation, molecular function: DNA-binding transcription factor activity; transcription cis-regulatory region binding. Gene Ontology annotation, cellular component: nucleus. The record is from RefSeq and is a predicted model, not a curated record. Bases 1304 to 2947 code for a protein of 547 amino acids. Gene Ontology annotation, biological process: positive regulation of transcription by RNA polymerase II. The transcript has a single exon. NCBI's taxonomy places the organism in Eukaryota, Fungi, Basidiomycota, Agaricomycetes, Polyporales, Phanerochaetaceae.